AGGCGUGAAAGGGUCGAUCGUCUUCACAGCAUCCGUGGCCUCUUACCGUCCCGAUAAACAGCGCAUCCCCUCCGCCCCCUACGGCGCCUCCAAAGCCGGCAUCCGCAACAUGACGCACACGCUCGCCAUGGAGUGGGCGCCGCACCACAUGCGCGUCAACUCGGUGUCCCCGGGCUUGGUCAACACGGCCAUGAACCUACUGGGUGCCGCCGCAGCAGCCGGAGUGGGCGCAGCAGCUGGAGUACUACGGGGGUAUGCCGCGGCUGGCGGAGGUGGAGGAGCUCGGGGGUGCGUAUGUGUAUUUGCUGAGUGACGCCGCGAGCUAUACCACGAGUGUGGAUAUUGCGGUCAAUGGGGUUGUGGGGAUUUGUUAGGUGGG
Mytilinidion resinicola is the source of this 379-nucleotide messenger RNA. RefSeq lists its product as uncharacterized. The record is from RefSeq and is a predicted model, not a curated record. The transcript has 2 exons. The coding region runs from base 110 to 313 and encodes 67 amino acids. NCBI's taxonomy places the organism in Eukaryota, Fungi, Ascomycota, Dothideomycetes, Mytilinidiales, Mytilinidiaceae.